AUGACCGUCAAUCUAAAUGACUACUUUCGAAUGUUCUACGAAGAUCAACUACGAGUAAAGAUUCCACUGCCGGAGGAAGGGCUGGUGACUAGAGCCGCUCGAUUGUUGCAGAAGAGGGAGGAAUUGGAAGAAGUGGAACGAUCGUUGACUGCACAGAAAGAGGAGUUCCAAAUGAGAAUGGAGAGGUUGCGACAGCGCAGGGCGGAGCUAGCAGUCAAAGAGGAGCAGCUGAAGGAGUCCCUGCUCAAAUUUGACAAAUUUGUCAAAGAGAAUGACUCCAAGUGUAAUCGGGCCAAGAAGAAAGCAUGUGCUGAUAAGGAGCUAGUGCGGCAGAAGGAGCAGGAGAUUGAGUGUCUGGAGAAGGAGAUUGCUGUCCUGAUGGCCAGAAAAGAGAUGCUGCAGGAGAGAGUGCAGAGGAAAGCUGUCUACUGGGAGUUCUUAACUAAUGUCAUUAAGAGAUCUAAGAAGUUUGAGGAAAUCAGAGAGCUGCUGGGCCGCUUCGACACCCUGCUAGCCACGCGAGAGCAGCUGCUGGUGAAGGAGAGCGAGGGGCAGGAACAUUUCGAGGCUCAGCGGCUGAGGCUGCGUCGCUUCGUGGAAGAGCAGAGCAAUCUCGUUCUGCAUCGCAACAACCAGCUGUCAGCUCUGCAGACCCAGCUGGACCAGGCUCGAUCGCUGGCCUUCAAGUGGGAGACCACAUGGAACCAUAUCCAGUCGACGGCAGCGAAGGAGACGCUCCUGCUAGGACAGAUAAAGGUGGUGACCCUCAACCUCUUCUACAUGAUGGGUGGGAAAACAGCCCAGGACAAGGGAGUACCUAUUGAUGACACUGUGGAGCAACUCGAAAGAAUCCGGCUCUUCAUUCAGGACAAGGCUGACAUUGUGAGUGAUCUGAGAGCGACCAAUCCUGACCAACAUGCAAACACCAACAUGAAGUAA
Messenger RNA from Megalops cyprinoides (Indo-Pacific tarpon), 939 nucleotides. It is a transcript of the gene cfap73, whose product is annotated as cilia and flagella associated protein 73. Bases 1 to 939 code for a protein of 312 amino acids. The transcript has 7 exons. NCBI's taxonomy places the organism in Eukaryota, Metazoa, Chordata, Actinopteri, Elopiformes, Megalopidae. The record is from RefSeq and is a predicted model, not a curated record.